Vicugna pacos (alpaca) is the source of this 2856-nucleotide messenger RNA. The record is from RefSeq and is a predicted model, not a curated record. NCBI's taxonomy places the organism in Eukaryota, Metazoa, Chordata, Mammalia, Artiodactyla, Camelidae.
UCGCCAUGGAAGCCGCUUGGAGAAGGCGGGGGUGGGCGCGGUAUUUCUGGGCUGCCAGAACUGACAGCCACAUCCUGCGUGCCUUCGCCACCUAGAAAUAUUUUGACCGCAGCCUUAUGCCUCUUUGGAUCCCUUUCUUCCCUUUCUCCCCUAGCGAUGCAACAGAUUUGGUUUUCUGGUUGUGUGUGCGUGUGUUAAAGUCUGCACCUUUUCCAAUUCGACCAAUUUCCAUUGUGUCCUUGACUAUCUUUAAAAAUUACCCCCUAAUUCCAUGAAGUUUUGCCCUGAACGUGUGGGGUUUGAUGUUGUUGCGCCUGCAUGGGAGGACCCUGCCCGUGGAGAAAAUGGUUCACUCUGGUUCGCAUCCCUUUUCCAGGCUUGCUAUUGUGCGCCCGUGAUCGACAAGACCACGAGGCUGAGCGCGCCCGGAAGAUUUUUCUGUAAAUGGCUUAAAGCCCUAGUCCAGACUAUUUUCUCGGAUAAAAGGGAGACAAUUACCUUCUUGUUCUUUGCUGGUGAACUCUGGCUUCUGUAAGAAUUUAACCAGUCUGCCCAGAGCCAGCAAAGCAGGACAAAAACCGCCACGACCUCCGGCAGGGCAGAGAGGGAAGGGCAGCCCGCGCAGGACGGACGCUCUCUUUGGGGGCUCGUGCCCGGGUGUUUGAUCCUCCGUUUCCUGUUUUCUUGGGGACCCGAGCGGAGCGAAGGGUGUGAUGGACUGCAAUAACGGAUGCUCCGCAGAGUGCACCGGAGAAGGAGGACCAAAAGAGGCGGUGGAGACGUUUAAGGCUAAAGAUCUAAUAAUCACACCAGCCACCACUUUCAAGGAAAAACCAGACCCUAGUACUCUGGUUUUCGGAACUGUUUUCACGGAUCACAUGUUGACCGUGGAGUGGUCCUCAGAGUUUGGAUGGGAGAAACCACAUAUCAAGCCUCUUCAAAACCUGUCGUUGCAUCCAGGCUCAUCGACUUUCCAUUAUGCAGUGGAAUUAUUUGAAGGAUUGAAGGCAUUUCGGGGAGUGGAUAAUAAAAUUCGACUCUUUCGGCCAAACCUCAACAUGGACCGAAUGUACUGUUCUGCUAUGAGGGCAACCUUGCCGGCAUUUGACAAGCAAGAGCUUUUAGAGUGUAUUCGGCAGCUCGUGAAGGUGGAUCAAGAGUGGGUCCCCUAUUCAACGUCUGCUAGUCUGUAUAUUCGUCCUACAUUCAUUGGAACUGAGCCUUCUCUGGGAGUCAAGAAGCCUACCAAAGCCCUGCUCUUUGUAAUCUUGAGCCCAGUGGGACCUUAUUUUUCAAGCGGAAGCUUUAAUCCAGUGUCCCUGUGGGCCAAUCCGAAGUUUGUAAGAGCCUGGAAAGGUGGGACUGGGGACUGCAAGAUGGGAGGGAAUUAUGGCUCGUCUCUUUUUGCCCAGUGUGAAGCAGUGGAUAACGGGUGUCAGCAGGUUCUGUGGCUCUAUGGAGAGGAUAAUCAGAUAACUGAAGUUGGAACUAUGAAUCUUUUUCUUUACUGGAUAAAUGAAGAUGGAGAAGAAGAACUGGCCACUCCUCCGCUAGAUGGCAUCAUUCUCCCAGGAGUGACGAGGCAGAGCAUCCUGGACCUGACACACAAGUGGGGGGAGUUUAAGGUGUCAGAGAGGUACCUCACCAUGCACGACCUGACCACAGCCGUGGAGGAGAGCCGGGUGAGGGAGAUGUUUGGUUCGGGUACCGCCUGCGUCGUUUGCCCAGUGUCAGACAUUCUGUACAAGGGUGAGACUAUACACAUUCCAACCAUGGAGAACGGUCCUAAGCUUGCAAGCCGCAUCUUGGACAAAUUGACUGAUAUUCAGUACGGAAGAGAGGAGAGCGACUGGACAAUCCUCAUAUCCUGAAUGGAGAGUAACAGGGUAUCGUAACAGGGGGCGGACUGUUGGAUUUGAAUUAUGAGGAAUUUCUUCGGCCAUCUAUUUUCAGUUGUGCAUCAUGUAGUUUGUGUUCUCAGUGUUACCAGGGUGACGGCUUCCUCACGCCAGAGAAAAUGAAUUGCCUUCAUCCAAUGGUGUUUUAUAGACUUGCUCGUAGAAGCUUACCUUACCAUCUCUAGAAAGUAGAGGCAGAGAGUGUUCCUUCGUCAUCUUGGUGCCUCCCUUAGUACUUCACCCAGAUAAAAAGAUGUUUAUCUUGCAGCAUAACUUAUGUUCUGCUCCUCAACCAAAGGAGUCUUUUUGUGUUGGAAAGCUGAUCUGAGUAAAUUUUCACAGGUGUACCAUUUCCUGUGACACAUCCUCCGAAAAUGUUUUUGUUUUUUGGGUGUUUUUUAAAUCAUGACUUUGAGAAAUUGGAUUUCCUUCCCUCAUAUUUCCUUCCAGGCUCCCUAAGUCCUCCUGAAGGUAAAUGUCAUCCUCCUUCCUGAUGCCACAGUCUGCGCCAAGCUCUCCGUGUGCAUCCGUAGGGGCCACCACUGUCCUCUCCACUUGUGUUGUAAUCAGUCGGCUGUCAGGUUUCCCUGCGAGACUGAGGGGCUGGUGCCUUCUAGAUCUUUGUAUCCCUCCCUGCCAGGCACAUCAUAAGGAAUGAAUGAACAUUUACCUUCUAUAGAAGUGUACCUUCUUUGUUUCUAUACUACAAAACCUCUGUUAGAAUACAUGAUUGAUUCUGAGUUUGUCUCUAUGUACCUCAUAUCUUUAUUUUCCACGGACUCCUAAGUUGUUAGGGAUACUCAGAGUCAUAGUUUGUGGAAGGAAUUAUUUCUUAUUUGAAGACUGUCUUGGAAUUGAAAUAAUAGCUCUCGAGAGGUCAUGAUACUGUACCAACCAAAUGGAAAAUGUUAAGUACAUAUCUGUUAAGUGUUAAAUACAAAAUAAAUCAUCAUAUUUA